This is a messenger RNA of Parasteatoda tepidariorum (common house spider), 5897 nucleotides long. The record is from RefSeq and is a predicted model, not a curated record. Lineage: Eukaryota; Metazoa; Arthropoda; Arachnida; Araneae; Theridiidae.
AACCUACUGGCUCAUUAUCUGAAACUAACGAUAACUCUAGCCCAGUCAAUGGUGAUGCUUUUGUAAGUGAUGCUGAUUUGAUGCCACCUCCACCUUUACCGUCCAAACCAUUAGACGAAAAUACAUUAGUUUGUGAUGCCACCAGUAGUACGAACAAAUCAGCUGAAACCUCUGAACAAGAUACAAUUAAACUGCCUCAGUCACAAAGUGUGGAACAAAAAAGACUGGAUACUCCUCUUGCAGCCAUGUUGCCAUCUAAAUACAAAAACAUGGAUGUCAAAAGGUUGUUUCCAGAAUUUAGACAUGGCCAGGUUUUGCGAUUUUCACGCCUUUUUGGCCCAGGAAAACCAACCAGCCUGCCACAAAUAUGGCGAGGUGUGAAGAAUAAAAAGAAAAAACCCACAGAGGAUGCUAAUGAAGUAAAACCUUCUAAACCAAUCGUGGAAGAGGUCAAACCUCCUUCACCACCUAAACCAGAGGAGUGUGAAUCUGAUGAAGAGAUUAAAUUUCUGAAGCCAGAAGAGAGUAAUAAAAGUGGGUCAUCAAGUGAAUCCAACAAAUCGAAUGAGCUCUCACCAGGUUUUGCUGCAUGGAGAUAUGGCCCUGCUCAGUUAUGGUAUGACAUGCUCAAAAAUGUCCCAGAAAGUGGAGAGGGCUUCGAUUAUGGAUUCAAACUGAAAGAAGAAGCCCAAGAAGGAGAUGAAUGUCACCAACCUCAAGCUUCUGCAGAUGAACUAGAUGAUGAUUAUCCUCCAGAUGCAUACUUUAUGGUCAGUCAAUGUGCUUGGGAAGAGGAAGUCAUAUGGAAUGGAGAAGAUGUCAAACAUAAGGUUCUUUCCAAGCUGAAUGACAAAAAUAAUGCUGCUGGUUGGGUUCCCUCCAGUCUUAAUCGAACAGCUUCUGCCUUCAGUCAACAAACAAAAACAAUUGCUGCCACACCUGGAACUAAAUCAUCAGGUCAGCAAGGAACCAAAUCUGCCAAAGGUUCUGCAUCAAAUAAAUCUGAAGUACCUGAGGAAAAGGAUGACACCUGGUAUUCAAUAUUUCCAGUUGAAAAUGAGGAUCUUGUGUAUGCUCAGUGGGAAAAUGAUGUUAUUUGGGACAGUGAGGCAAUGGAGAAAAUACCGGAACCUAAAAUUCUCACUCUUGAUCCAAAUGACGAAAAUAUAAUUUUGGCAAUUCCAGAUGACCCAGAUCCAAAUUCCUUAGCAUCAAAUGAGCCUGUCAAGGAAAAAAAGGACAUGGCAAGAAAAUCUAGGAUUCUAUUAGGAAAGGCUGGAGUUAUAUCAGAGCCGGAGCCCCCCAGUCCGCCCCCUCCACAAAAUACAAAAACAGAUCCUUUUAAUAUUUCAAAUGAUGAGUAUUAUAAUCCAAAAAUGACACAAGAUUCCGCCUUGAAACCAAAUGUUGGAGGAAACCUUAUCCAACACUCUAUCCCAGCCAUAGAGCUGACCCAACCCUUUUUCCCGACCCAUAUGGGUCCUCUUAAGCUGAGACAGUUUCAUAGACCUCCACUCAAGAGAUAUUCACAUGGUAGUCUUGCACAACCUGGUUUUCAUGGAGUUAUUCCUUUAUUGAAACACAUCAAGAAAAAAGCAAAGAUGCGAGAGCAAGAGAGAGAAGCGUCUGGUGGAGGGGAAAUGUUUUUUAUGAGGACAGCAGAGGAUUUGACAGGGAGAGACGGAGAACUGAUUUUGGCAGAGUAUUCUGAAGAACACCCUCCUUUGCUUUCACAAGUUGGAAUGGCUACAAAAAUAAGAAACUACUACAAGCGUAAACCUGGAAAAGACAGUGGCGCUCCUGAAUAUAAAUUUGGAGAAACCGCUUAUGCCCAUACUUCACCCUUUUUGGGUGCUUUAGCACCUGGUCAAAGUCUACAAUCCUUUGAAAACAAUUUAUUCCGUUCUCCUAUCUAUGAACAUGAAUUUCCUGAUACAGAUUUUGUUAUAAUACGUUCAAGACAGCAUUAUUUUGUUAGAGAAGUUGAGUCUAUUUUUACUGUUGGCCAAGAAUUACCACUGUUUGAAGUACCAGGACCUAGCUCAAAGAAGGCUAACAAUUUUAUCCGCGACUUUUUACAGGUUUUUAUUUAUCGUCUAUUUUGGAAUAGCAAAGAUAAUCCCCGUCGUAUCAAAAUGGAAGACAUUAAAAAAGCAUUUCCUUCUCACUCAGAAAGCAGCAUAAGAAAGCGGUUGAAACUCUGUGCCAAUUUCAAACGAACAGGUACUGAUUCUAAUUGGUGGGUUUUGAAAAGUGAAUUUCGUCUUCCAACUGAGGAUGAAAUAAGAGCAAUGGUUUCACCUGAACAGUGUUGUGCAUAUUAUGGAAUGCUUGCUGCUGAACAGAGGUUGAAAGAUGCUGGCUAUGGAGAAAAAUCCCUAUUUGCCCCUGAAGAUGAUAAUGAUGAAGAUAUGCAAAUGAAAAUGGAUGAUGAGGUAAAAGCAGCCCCCUGGAACACUACUAGAGCAUUUAUAUCUGCAAUGAAAGGAAAGUGCCUUUUACAGUUGAGUGGCGUUGUUGACCCUACUGGCUGUGGAGAAGGAUUUUCAUAUGUUAGAAUACCUAACAAGCCACAACAAUCAAAGGAAGAAAUGCAAAAUCAAACUCCUGCAAAGAAAACUGUGACUGGAACUGAUGCUGAUUUAAGACGUUUAUCCUUGAGCAAUGCCAAGCAGCUUCUUAGGAAAUUUAAUGUCCCUGAAGAUGAGAUAAAAAAACUAUCUCGAUGGGAAGUAAUUGAUGUUGUCCGCACAUUAUCUACUGAACAAGCAAAAGCUGGAGAAGAAGCUAUGAGUAAAUUUGCUCGUGGAAAUCGCUUCAGUAUUGCUGAACAUCAAGAGCGUUAUAAAGAAGAUUGUCAACGCAUUUUUGAUUUACAAAAUAGAGUUCUUUCCUCUAAAGAAUUGUUAUCUACUGAUGAAGACUCGAGCUCAGAGGAGGACUCUGAUAUUGAAGAAAUGGGUAAAAAUAUUGAAAAUAUGCUCUCUAAUAAGAAGACGAGUUCUCAAUUGUCUCAUGAGCGUGAAGAAGCAGAAAGGCGAGAAUUGCAAAAACUAAUUUUAGGAGAAGACAGUGUUAAUGAUGAGAGAAGGAAAAAUAAAGACAAGCAAAAGUUUGAAAGGGAGGAUGACAGUGCUUCAUUAGGUAGUACAGGAUCCAAUUGUCAUGGCAGAAUACUGAAAAUCUACAGAACUUUCAAAAAUCCUGACGGUAAAGAGUUUGUCCGCAUUGAAACUGUGCGUAGGCCUGCUGUGAUUGAUACAUAUGUUCGCAUCAGAACAACAAAAGAUCCUGCCUUCAUAAAACAGUUCGCAUCAACACUAGAUGAGCACCAAAAAGAAGAAAUCAGAAAAGAAAGACGAAGAAUUCAAGAACAACUUCGGAGACUUAAAAGAAAUGCUGAGAAGGAGAAAAAUAUGCCCCCAAAAAAGAAACCAAAAAAAGAAAUUAAAGUAACUCCAAUGUUAAAACUAAAAUGUGGGGCUUGUGGUGCCAUAGGCCACAUGCGAACAAACAAAACAUGCCCCUUGUACCAACCUGCAGCUCCCAUACCUCCCGUUCAAGUAGCCAUGACAGAAGAACAAGAGGAGAGUCUGGAACGUGCCGGGUUGGAUGACGACCAUUUGGUGAAAGUUGACGAGACUAAGGUCGUUCUGUCGAAGCAGCUCAUCAAGCACGCUGAUGAGCUUCGUCGCAAGUCUCUGGUCUUGAAAUUCCCCAAAGAGGCCGUCGCCAUCAAGAAGAGGAAACGCGCAGGCACCGUCAUGCACUGUGACUACUUGAAGAAACCCCAUAAGCUCGUGAAUCGCCAAAGAACAGACCCUGUUGUGGCCUUGUCUAUCAUACUGGAGAGCAUGCUGAAUGAAAUGAGAGAUUUACCCGAAACUCUCCCGUUUUGGUUUCCUGUCAGUCCAAAAAAUGUUCCAGAUUACUAUCGCAUUGUUCAGAGACCAAUGGAUCUACAGUCUAUGAGAGAAAAACUUCAUCAGAGGAAAUACAAGAGCAGGGAAGAGUUUUUACAGGAUGUCAAUCAAAUUGUCGAAAACAGCAGCAUAUACAAUGGAGCAAAAAGUCCUCUGACUCAAACUGCUCAAAAAAUGUUGGAGCAAUGCCUGAGGAGGUUUGCAGAUAAAGAGGAGAAGCUGAUGAGGCUAGAGAAAGCGAUCAACCCUCUCCUAGACGACAAUGACCAGGUUGCUUUCUCUUUUAUUCUGGAGACCAUUGUUUCGGAAGAUCUGAAGAAAAUUCCUGAGUCUUGGCCAUUUCAUAAACCGGUCAGCAAGAAAUUUGCUAAAGAGUAUUACACAGUCAUCAAAAACCCCAUUGAUCUGGACACAAUUAUUAAAAAUAUAAAAACUCACAAAUACAGUAACAGGCAAGAUUUCCAGGCAGAUGUUGAACUCCUUCUCACUAACAGUCAAACUUUCAAUGGUGCUGAGAGCCAAUUUACAAAGAAGGCAAAAGAAAUUGUUGAAUGCUGCCAGAUUGCUUUAAGAAAGUAUGAUGAGCAACUCUCUCUGUUGGAGACAGCCAUCAAGACUUCACAGGAGGCUGCACUGGAUGCCAUUGAAACAGAUUCUGCUUUAACUGGACAUUCAUUCCAGCCUGAUGACAGCAUGUAUAUGUUGAGUGACCAUGGUGACCGCAGCAAACUCAAUGAGUCCAAGGAUGACGAUUUAGAAGAAUUCAUCGAUGUUCCGGAAGAGGAGGAAUACGAGGAUUAUGACGAGGAAGAAUCCGUUCUCCUUGAACACAAUAUCCUUGUCAAGAGUGAAGGUGACUUGAGUGAUAAAAUGCAAUAUGAUAGUGACAAUGAAUUGCACCAAAUGUCAAGCAUGGCACCGGAACGCACCGAAAUGGUGCAAUUUGACUUGGCCAUGUGCGGAGAUACCGAAAACUCCGAGAUUAUAGACGAGAACUACGAUCCAUCAGAAUUUUUACUGCAGGGGAGAUACGGAUUUCCACCGGUCAAGCAAGAAGCGGAAGAGGUUGAUAAUAUUGAUAAUGAUCUGGCCGUGAGCGAUUCAGAUGAAGAAGUGAACAGACCAGCGGGCCCUGGUGAUCAGGAAAGUGAAUUGUGGUUUUAAAAUUAUGUGCAAUUUUAGAAGGAAAAAAAAUUUUAAAUCUUUUUUGUGUUUUUAAGGAAAAUUUUAUGCUGCAAAGGGUAAUGUUAUCUUUUAUUUAUUAGUUAGUGAAAUUAAAUACUGUUUAUUUAUUUAUAAACAUAAAAACUUGUGUAAUUGGCAAUAUAAACUGCCGAAACCCCACUAUGUGUGACAUAGACUUUGUUUUUUCUAUGUGUUAUUAGAUGCAAGAAGAAUAUUUGGUUACAAACGUUUUGUUACAUCUACCCAAGAAGCUUUAUUAAUUAAUAUAAAUAAUAUAUAUUGAUAAUAUAACAAAUAGAGAACUACAAAAAGCUGCUGAGUGUAUGAAACAUAAAAUGAUAUUAAAAAUCUAAUAUUAAAACAUACAUAUAUACUAUAUAUGUUUGUUAACUGUAAAGAUGGCAUCAGCCUACUAGAAAUUAUCUAUAUUUCUUUCUGAUUACGUAUAAAUACUAUCAAAUAAGAAAAAUGCAUAUAAAAUAAAUCGAGCAAAGUAAUUUGGUGAAAGUUAACAAUUUUUAUGAAAAUAAAAUUUUUAAAAAAAGAUAUUAUUAAAACAAAACUGUUUUUGUUGUUUCUAUUUUAUAUAUUUUUUACUGUGGUUAUAUUAUUAUUAUUUUUUUUUUUGUUAGAACUGUUAAUGUUUAUCUGUAAUUGAGUUAUUGAUGCAUAAUCAGAAAAUACUAUUUGAAUAUUAUGAUGUAGUUGUGAAAACAUGACAUUUUUUUAAGGGUUUUAAUUUUAUUUUUUUGCAUAAAAUUUAUAAUAUGUAUGCCAGUAUUUUAAUGA